This is a messenger RNA of Tarenaya hassleriana, 1902 nucleotides long. RefSeq lists its product as uncharacterized. Bases 1 to 1902 code for a protein of 633 amino acids. Gene Ontology annotation, molecular function: zinc ion binding; nucleic acid binding. Lineage: Eukaryota; Viridiplantae; Streptophyta; Magnoliopsida; Brassicales; Cleomaceae. The record is from RefSeq and is a predicted model, not a curated record. The transcript has 3 exons.
AUGCGGAAACGCUAUAUCCCACCUCAUUUCCAUCGCAAACUCCAGCGAAAAUAUCGAAGGAUUUCGCAAGGUGCUAGAACCGUAGAAGAGUAUUUCGAGGAAUUUGAGCACCUUAGGAGUAGAUUAGUGAUGGACGAGGAUGAGGAAACCGUGAUGGCACAGUUCCUCGAUGGCCUCAACGAGCGUAUUGCUCGAAAGGUCGAGCGCCACCCAUACCAAAACCUCCACGAGCUCUUACACUUGGCUGUGCAGAUCGAAAAACAAAACCAGCGUAAGCAAGCCCGGCUAAGUAAGCCCAAACCCUCGCCUAGCAACCCCAUUACCCUCCCUAGGACUACCUCCACACCCCGAAAGGAAACGACCGAAGGUCGUAGCUUUCCAAGUUACAAGGAUAAAGGGAAAGCUCCAGAAACCUCGCAAUCCCGAACUCAAACUGACUCCACACGCGAUCUACGAUCACGGGAGAUCAUAUGUUAUAAAUGUCGGGGAAGGGGACAUAUGGCUCGUGACUGUCCAAAUGCUAGGGUAAUGAUUAUUACGGACAGUGGAGAAUUACUAGUCACUCGACGAGUACUUAGUACGCUAGUAACUCCGGAAGAGACCGCCCAACGAGAGACGAUCUUUCACACCCGUUGCACGGUAAAUGGGAAGGUAUGUGGAAUGAUUAUCGAUAGUGGUUCAUGCACCAACGUGGCCAGCGCCUAUAUGGUGAAAAAGCUGGAUCUAUCCACAGAAAAACACCCGUGCCCAUACAAGCUGCAGUGGCUUAAUAACAGCGGAGAACUCAAAGUGACCGAAAGGGUCAAAAUCCCGUUCAGUAUAGGAAAGUAUCGCGACGAGGUCCUUUGCGACGUCGUUCUUAUGCAAGCCGGUCAUAUCCUUUUAGUCAGACCAUGGCAAUUCGAUCGGGAAGUAACCCACGACGGCCGAGCCAACCAAUACUCCUUGGUGUAUGACAAACGAAAGGAUCAGUUGAGCUUAUCUUUGGAAACACCGACUCAUAGUCCUGUUGUUAGCCGACUCUUAGAACACUAUAGCGAUGUAUUAACGGAUGAAAUCCCCGCAGGAUUACCUCCUAUACGCGGGAUCGAACACCAAAUCGAUCUAGUGCCUGGAGCACCGUUGCCUAACUGGCCCGCGUACCGGAUGAACCCUGAAGAGACUCCAGAGCUCGAGAAACAAGUCCAAGAGCUAAUGAGUAAGGGUUAUAUCCGAGAAAGUCUCAGUCCUUGCGCUGUACCCGUACUACUUGUGCCAAAAAAGGACGGGACUUGGAGGAUGUGUGUGGAUUGCCGCGCCAUCAACAACAUCACGGAUAGUCUCACUACCGCGCCGGUUUUAGUCCUCCCAAACUUUGACAAAACCUUUGAGGUCGAGUGCGAUGCCUCCGGGAUUGGCAUUGGAGCCGUCCUAAUGCAGGAGAAGAGGCCCGUGGCCUAUUUUAGCGAGAAGCUCAGCGGAGCUACGCUGAACUAUCCGACUUACGACAAAGAGCUCUAUGCUCUUGUACGUGCACUUGAGACGUGGCAGCAUUAUUUGCUCGCCAAAGAGUUUGUCGUGCAUUCCGAUCACGAGACGCUAAAGCAUCUUAAAGGACAAACCACGCUUAAGCGACGCCACGCCAAAUGGCUUGAGUUUAUUGAGACAUUUCCCUACGUAAUCAAGUAUAAGAAGGGAAAAGAAAACGUCGUCGCGGAUGUUUUGUCUCGUAGACAUACGUUGCUCUCGGUCAUGGAAGCCCGCAUGCUAGGCUUCGUUCUCAUCAAGGAAAACUAUGUGACCGAUCCAGAUUUUAGAACCGUCAUUGAGGAUUGUAGGCAGGAUGCUUCUGGCCCAUUUUACCUACAUGACGGAUAUCUAUUCCGCGAUCGCCGACUUUGCAUCCCCGCUGGGUCGAUGUGA